UCCUACACUGCUUGUAUUCGUGUCAUAAAGCUCCUACAACCUUGUAGUCUCUUGCUGGUUCUCGGGGGUUGGCUCGGGUCCCGCGCCGCGCUGGACGCGAACAGCCUUCUCCACCUGGAACACUUCUUGCCUCUUGGCAAAGUUAACCCACCUCUGCAUUCGCCCGAACACGAGUGGCGGUUGAACCGCGCGAUCCACAAUGCCGUCCACAAAGCGGUGCGUGACUCUGUGUCCUCGUGGUAUCGCACUCUCCUGCCAGAGGUGGAGGGGGAGUUUGAACGCGCCGUGCGUAACACGAUGCUGGAGUCAGCGAUGGAACUGAAGGAGCGUGCGCGGCGAGUGGACAGAAAAGCCCUGGUCCAGCGGCUGCUAGAGCUGUAUGGCUGUCACCUGGAGAGCUGCCUGGCGGCGAGGCAGAUACAGUCGACGCAAAAGCAGAGCUUUGGCCUCUGGCAGCUCUACAGUGAAGUUGGUGCCCCUCACCCAGCUGUGAGCAGUGCAGCCGCUGAGCUCAGCUACUCAAGAGCUCUAGUUAACCUCGUCUUACAUGUGCUUGUUCCACACCCCCAUAUGGAAACCAGGACUGGAGGUUACAUGGUGACAGAGAUCAUCACCUGCAAUGUGCUGUUGCCGCUCAUAAGCAGGGUGUCUGACCCCGACUGGCUCAACCAGACCGUCGUCGAUGUAAUCACCAGGUCCGGAGAACCACAGGAAAUCAAUGUGGCUGAGUUCCCAGCGGCUCUAUACAGAUGUCAGAUCCUGCAGGAGUCCUGGACCACAUGCAAGUCACUGUCUUCUUCUGAUCCGGCAAGCUUCAACAGCAGAAACAGCUACGACUUUGAUGAUCUGCAGAGCCGGAGUAGCAUCUGUGAGAGGGAUUCCUCACAAAACAGCAUGGUUAGCCUGACGUCUGCCGGGAAAGUAGACGGUUGCCACGCAGGUUUGCUCACACCAUGCAGAGUGAACUGCUGCUCCCUCCCGUCUGGCCGCUACUCCCACUCACCAGAACCCAAAUUGAUUUCAUUGGACUCCUUGAUUCAAUUAGACUCAGAGGAGGACCUGACAGGAGGCUUUUGUGACUGCGGUUCUCCAACGAACAUCUGCAACACGAUCACUUUAAAGUACGAUGAGGCCUUCGGUUGCUUCGGACCUCUGAAAAAUCUUGGGCCGAAGAUGGCGGCGCCCGAGGACUCCCAGUGGCCAGCGGGUAUCGCCCAAGAGAAAUCCCAAACAUAUCCUCCAAGGACCUGCAACUUCGAUGCCUCCAACAACCAAGCUGCACCUGUGAACAUCCAGAAUGUUCAAAUCUCAGGCAUUGUCGCUGCAAAGGAGCAGCGGGGCACAGGCACACACCCAUAUACUCUCUACACUGUAAAGUUUGAGACGAUGGCUCCAGCAGAGGACAGUGAAACUUUGCAGCCGGUGUCCUGUCACACUGUCAACCGCAGAUACAGCGAGUUCCUCAAUCUGCAAACACGUUUAGAGGAGAAGCCUGAGGUCAAGAAAGUAAUCAAGAAUGUCAAAGGUCCCAAGAAAAUGUUCCCUGACCUCCCAUUUGGCAAUGCAGACAACGACAAGGUGGAAGCCCGUAAGAGCCAGCUGGACACGUUCCUUAAACAAUUAAGCAGCAUUCCAGAGACAUCCAACAGUGAGGACUUGCAGGAGUUCCUGGCUGUCAACUCAGAUGUUUGCACAUAUUUUGAAAGAAAGCCUUUUAUCAAGUCGAGAAUAGAUAAGAUGAUGGAAAAUGCUUUAGACACCUUAAAGACAGCUUUCCCUCAUCCCGAGCCCCUCAGUCCAACGGAGGACCUGGAGGGAGAUGCUGAUGUAAGAAUAAUGGACAGCAGAAAAUACAGGAGGCUUAUGUUCCCAAGCAAAAUGUCCACAUCUCUCAACAUACCUGACCUGCACCCGAAAGUGACCUACUGCUUUAGUGAAGGCAGCGCUAUCCUCAAUGGCAUGUCACUGUCGGUCCUGGAGAGCUUUGUCAAAGAGCAGGAACGACUUUUAUGUGAGCCGAACGGGAAAGAGACAGCCAAGCAGAGCCGUGAGCCGCCCGGCACAGACAAGAAGACGUCUGGGAAACCUCCUGGCACAGACACAGCCGUGGCAGAUGUUGCCUUGAACAUUGUGUGUCUGCUGAUGAAGGACCAGUGGAGUUGGCUUUGCACUGAGAACAUACAGAAGACCAUCAGACUGCUCUUUGGCACCUUCAUUGAGAGCUGGUUGGAUUUGGGGGUUGCCCACCUGACCAGUGCCCCAUGCUGGGUGAUUUACCUUCAAGCGCUGCAGGAAGCUGUGUGGCCGGGCGGCACACUGCCUGCUCAACCUCGGCCAGAGCGUAGUGCCCCAGAACGAGAGGAGACCAAGGAGCAAUGUCUGGACUGCCUCAUGCAGCUGCUGCCAGAGCUCAUCACUGACAUGUUGGGAAGUGAGAAGUACAGACUAAGCUUGGAGACCAUGCUGGAGUCUUUACAGGAUCAUAUGAUAAACAAGCAUCUGAUCUACUGCAUCUGUGACCUGCUGCUUGAGUUUCUAAUUCCUGAGUCGUGCGACGAGGCCUUCCAGGGGUUUCUGUUGCAGAGCCUGGCCAAAGACGCAGAGAGGGACAAUCCUCACAUAUGAACAGCACAUGAUAACACUCAGAUGCCCCACAGCUAUAGGAAACUGAUAGAUAACAUGCCGUAUGCUCCCAAUAGAUGCUGAAGGAAAACUGAUGUUUCACCCUCAAUCAAUAAGUCACUUUGUUACAAACAAGCUCAACGAGAUCCGGGAGAGUUGGAAUCAGUUCAAAGUUCAUAUUUUCUGUUUUUGUCAGCGCAGAGUUUACAAAACUGGCAGUUUUUGCUUGCCGUCCAUUUGAAUACAUAUCAAAGACACCAGGCUACAAUGCCAAAAGUGUCAUAUACUUUCACUUAUCUCUAGUUAAAGAGACAUCUGGAAUGAUACGUUGUAAUGCAAAACUUCUUUCUUUCAGUUUGUUAAUUGUUCAGUUUCCUGGCUGUUUGAUAAAGGAUAACCAUCAAAUACAAUCUCUGUCCAGAGCAAUAGUCCUGAAUCCAAUUUUAAUAUGACACUGCAGGGGGUGGACACAAUAAAGGGAACAAAAUGAUCAUCAUCUAACUGUCGUUUUCUCAAUGCUGACGUUUACAUAUAGAAACUUGUGUGGAUUGGAUCUGAGGCGCAUUUACCACAACCACACUUUCUCAUGAUAUAAUGGGCUGAUACUGGCAAGAUUCCACCUCCUUGUCUCGGGGACUUUACUGGCAACCAGAGGAAACAAAACACGUAUGCUGCAUUGAUGGUGGCCCCAUAGAGUACGUCUCAAGGUCAUAACAGCUGUAUUUUCAACACACAUCUCUCAUUAAAAUAAAACAUCUGUGACAUUUCACAACUACAUGUAGACUGAGCUCAGAUUGAUCUCCUACUUACAAUGUAUUUUCUCAUUCCAACUAAAAAGUAAACAAAUACAACAUAUUUUAAGACCUUUUCCUUAAAAUAUUGAACAUUUAUUUCCCUUUUAGUUAAAUUUGAAGAUUUUUACAUUACAUUUUGACUAAAAAAUACUUUCGUUACUGAGAUUUUUUUUGCAGAUGUUUUGAUGCCUCUCAUCAGUCCAUCAACAAUAAAGUCAGCUAUACAGCUUUGUUGUACGGUUGUUUAAUAAACAAUAAACAUAUUAUAUAAUUGCAAUGUC
Molecule: messenger RNA, 3697 nt
Organism: Pseudoliparis swirei
Lineage: Eukaryota; Metazoa; Chordata; Actinopteri; Perciformes; Liparidae
Gene: snx19a
Product: sorting nexin 19a
Exons: 13
Coding region: 298-2625 (775 amino acids)
Cellular component (GO): intracellular membrane-bounded organelle; early endosome membrane
Molecular function (GO): phosphatidylinositol binding
Source: RefSeq, a predicted model, not a curated record